UGCUCUCAUGUGCACGACUUGGCAUGAGAAAGUUAGAGCAGUAAGGGAGCCCAGGUUUUGUAUGACGCUGAAACUUUUUCUUUGUGGGUUUCGAGGAGUGAAAGGCGCAGUGAAUCGGUGUAACCUCUAAACCCUCUGGACUCCACUGAGUGUCUCUGGUCGUGAUGGAAGAAGAGGUGCUUCUGCAGGAUGACGAUGUCGAGGGCUCAUGGACGUUGCUGUCCUGGCUGGCGUCCUGUCUCAUGGUGUUUGGAGGGGCGCUGCCUUACGUGCCGCAGUACCAGGAGAUUCAGAGGAGCAACAACAGCGAGGGCUUCUCCACCAGAGUGUGCCUAGUCCUGCUCAUAGCAAACAUCCUGCGCAUCUUCUUCUGGAUAGGGAAGCAGUUUGAGCUCACUUUGCUGCUCCAAAGCGUGGUGAUGAUCCUUGCCAUGUUUGCCAUGCUCCACCUCUGCUGCAUGGUCCAAAACACCAACCGAGUGAGCACCAAGCAACACCGACUCUCAGAUUUGGAUUUUCGCUACUUCUGGAAGUGGAGCGCUUUCGAGGACUACCUUCUCUUCUGCUUCGGCUUCACCGUGCUGUGUGCGGUCGUCACCCUGCUGCUCUUGGACUCUGCUGUGUUUGUGGAGACUCUGGGCUCCCUGGCUGUCAUGUUUGAGGCCAUGCUGGGCCUCCCGCAGCUGCUGCAAAACUUUCAGAAUCACUCCACCAAAGGCAUGAGCGUGAAGAUGGUGCUGCUGUGGAUGGCCGGUGACGUCUUCAAGACCACCUACUUUGUGAUAAACGAGAGCCCGACCCAGUUCACCAUUUGUGGCUCCGUUCAGAUCCUUAUCGACGUGGCAAUCCUGCUGCAGGUCCUUUUCUACAGCCAGGAUACGCGGGCCAAGCUGGGCUGAACAAGGCUGCUGCUUUUCACAGCUCCGUGUGGCCUUUCUUUUAAUUUCAUCAGGUCUAGUCCGUUCGAGGCUCUUAAUAAGAGCAGCAAAGUUAAUAGAAUUAUCAUAGGACACAUUAGGACUCAUAAAUAUUGAAAAAAGCCAAAGGCAGUUUAGAUUUUUUUUCUAUGUUCAGCCUUGAUUUGAAAUAUUCUGUCUUAAAGGUUCAAUCAGAUUCAAAAUGUACCUUCAGUUGCAAUGAUGCAAGAAAUUUAGCCUUGAACAAAUGAACUACAGCAGCAUUUACAAUGAAGCACUUAGAACAGCUUUGCCUUUAAGGUUUUCAGCUUUGUCAGGAUAUUUUUUAGUGUAUUUUUAAUGUUUUAUACUAUUUAUUCACUCUCUUUUGAAUAUGACUUGUAUGCUGGAUUCUGGUGGACUUGCAAACAUUACUCACUCUGGCAGCUCACUAUAAGCAGACCUGUACUGGCAGCUGUUACAACCAGUCCUGCACUGGUAGCCCUGCACUGGAACCUCCUACCUGAGUGAUGAGUCUCCCACUCCACACUGCACACCUCACCCUGCUGGUCUCAUCGUGCAGAGAGUCUGCGUGUUUGUGUUUGUCUGUGUGUGCCAUGCAUGCUGGUGUUUCUCCACAUCAGAUAUUGAUUUUUGCCGUUGGCAUCCAGUGUGAGCCGAGGCUACAGAACGUAAACAAAGUAUGAGAAACUACAGAGGACAUCAAUCUGCUGCAGCUCCGCUUUGUGGCCUGAUUGAAAAGAAAUACACGUCUGUACGUUUUUCUGGAAACUCAUUUAGCAAUGCUGCAAAGCUCUGCACCAAAGUCACAAUCUUUUUACACUAAGAAACAUGUUUGAUGGCAGAUCAAAUACUGCAGUAUUAGUAAUGCUGAAAAGUCUGAAAAGAAAGAAACGGUGAAACUUCACAUUAUCAUGGACUAGAAACCAUUAUAUCCAUUAUAAUAUACAUUGGUCUAUUAUUUAAAAUGACAGGAAAUUAGUUGUUUAAAUAUGUAUUUAUUAAAUUAGGCUUUUCCCAAUGUUUGAUCAAGUGAGAAAGGAGCAAAAGAAAAUUACAUUUGGGACUGUUUGGUGACUCUUAGCAUUUUAAGGGGGGGUACUCUAUGUUUCUAGGUUUGAAAAAUUAAGACCCUCUAAGCAUUAAUUAUAUUUUCUUAAAAAUAUUAGGGCUACAACUUAUAGUUUUUUCAAAUAAUUGAUUAAUUGGCUCAUUAUUUCGUUGAAUUAAUCAGUGAAUUAUAUACUUUAAAAGCCAUCCAAUAUUUCCAUCUUUUAAGACGUUCUGUCAACAGCCUGCUAGUUAAUGCCCCAGAGCUGUUAUAAUGAUAAAUAAAAAGAAAGAAGAUUUAAAAGUUAAAUGUUGGUAGGCUCCAGGGGCAUAGCUAGGGAUUUGGGGCCUCCAGAAAGAAUAUUACACAGUUUGCACAUAGUGGGCUUCACUGAUUAAAGGGGCUGCUGUGGCAGUCUAGGAUAUGGGAAAUGCAGUUCCUUUUAAAGUCCUUUAAUUUGUCCAGAGAUGCCCCGUUAAUCAGAGCUAGUACUUUAAUAACACUGUUAGAGAAAUAUUGAUCCAUCUCAGCCAACACAAAUGCAAAAAUGCUAACCCAAUACUUCAUCUAGAAGUUAGGUUUAUAGUGAAACAGUAAUUAAACUACACAAUCUCAGGGGGUAAGACUUGUUUUCAACUGUUUCUUCAUUGUUUCUUUUUAAAGCACUGCGGGAACAAAUCAGGAGCAGCAGCUGAUCAGUAGUCAGAGCAGGUUUCUUUUAACUCGCCCUCCCCAGGCCUGACUUAAUUAAGUAAUAAAUCUACUGCACCUGCUUAUAAAGACCACCACUCUCCCCUUUUAACGUAGCAGCCCGUUAGAGUCCGGCUGUUCAUCCAAACCCAUCUGUUUGCAUAUUCUCCUUGCAACUUUUUUAAGGGAAACUGCAGAGGUUUGGGUUUGCAUCAUACAGACGACUUCAUUCUGCAGCUGUUCGCGUGCAACAGUCUUUAAACAUUGGAGAUGUACCAGUUUAUCUAGUAUAAACCUCUCAGGGUAUACAUGCCAGAAACAAAGAAUAAAGAGGACUGUAUAAUUUUCUGCUGAGUUUUUAUGAUUGGACAAUUUCAUGAGAUCCUUUCAUAGCGGCAGAGUUACAUCAGGGUUUAGAGGUGUCAUUAAUCAUCAUUUUAAGGCAGAUAAUCAGGAAAAUAUUCUGAUUUACUUUCUUGUGCAAAUUUAGACAAAAAGAAUGAUUCUACUCUCUUAACAUAAAAUCUGCAAAAGAUGACAAAGUCAACUCGAGCUAUCCAGAGUACAGUCAAUAAAUAAAGGUUGAAAUCGGUCAUGUAAAUAGUAACAUGCUAGGUUGCAGGCUCACCUAGCUUUGGAUGAAAGCUGGAGUCACGCUGUGCCCAGGACACACCUAUGUAUAAAGUGUUUGAGGCCAUUUUUAAACAUAACCCAAAGCACAUGGUGCAAAGUUAAGAACAUGUUUGACAUAGUUGGGCUACAUUGAACACUUUCAGCCUCAAGCAGUGACCUUUUUUGUGUUUUUGCUAUUCUUUUACAUGAAACUAAACUUUCAGCCAACAGAAAUGCGCUUGUGCAAGCUGUUUUUAGAUCUGGGGGGACCGCUUGCGGGUCUUUAACUGUGGUCAUAAAGAAAAGACCAAGACAAAUGCAUUUUAGCAUUUUAUACAAUUGAUGUUAGUUUAGUCUAGCAACACUAGCAGAGAACAGGGACUAAGGCUGGCCACACACCAUACGAUUUCCAACCCUAAGUUGAUUUUAAAGAUGUGCAAACACUAGGUGACGCAGUCAGACCAUGAGACCACUGGAGACCACACAGCUAACAACCUUCCAGUGACCUCAAUUGGGAGAUUUCCUGCACACAAGAUUUCACAUAAUCCUGAAUAAUCACAUGUGAAUUCAGAAGAAAAAUUAUGGUAUUCCAUAAGAGGCAUUACAACUUAGAAUCAUAAAUUGAAAACUUGUUUGAUACAGUUGCAAUCAAAAUUAUUCAACCCCCAUUCCAAAUCAGGUUUAUUGUGAACAUUUAGACUUUCUGCAUUUUGCAAUGAACAAAUUAAAAGGAAUUUAAAUAGCUCAACACAACUAAUGAUUUGGGUUUCCCCAAAUCUGACUGAAAGUGCAACAUAAAAUGUCUUCUCCAGUCUCAAAAUUAUUCAACCCCUUCAUUGCGAGCAUCUUUAGUACUUAGUAGAACACCUUCUGCACCUAUGGCCUGCUGCAAAGGUGAUGCAUAGCCAGACACCAGCUUCUGGCAGCAUUGCUGAGGAAUCUUAGCCCAUUCCUCAUGUGCAAUGGCUGUCACUGCCUUCUUCAAAUCCCACCAGAGAUUUUCUAUGGGGUUCAAGUCAGGCGACUGUGAUGGCCACUGUGGAAUCAUCCAGGACUUCUUCUGCAACCAACCUACGUUCAGUCCGCUCCUGACUGUACUCACUGAAAUCUCAGUCUCUGUUGCCACCAAGUUUAGCUGGAGGUCUUUCGCAGUCACUUGAUGGUUUUUCACAACCUGCCUUCUCAGAUAUCUGGUAGCAGCCAUUGAUAGCUUCCUUUCCAGGAGGUGUAACCACUGCUCCUGUAACUGUGAACUUGUGAACUAUGCUUCCAAAGGUGUUUCUAGGAAAAAUCAGUGCCUUUGCUAUCUUUUUGUAUCCUGUUCAUUGUUUGUGAAGGGCAAAGAGCUCUUCUCUGAGCAUUUUGGACCAUUCUUUUGACUGUGCCAUAUUUCUGACAUGCAGUCAAACGUGACACUCAACAAACCCCUCACAGUUCAGGUAUUUCAUGUGUUCCAGCUCAAGCAAACCUGGUGACACUACUGAAGCCCUUGGUAAGUUUCAUCAGGUGUGCUUGAAACAACACUAGUUUUGCGUAUUUGAACUGUGGUGAGUGAUUCUGAAAGUCUGUAAAUUUUCACACUAAACCUGAUUUGCAAUGGGGGUUGAAUAAUUUUGAUUGCAACUGUAGUUAUGAUUCAUGAUUGGAGUUAUAAAAUAAUUGCAUCUCCAUCACACACUUGAGGAUUAUUUAGACAAGUUAUCUCAUGAGCCUUGACUUUGAACACAUCCCCACCACCUUCGAGGGACACAAAUCUGGCCGAAAAUCGCAUUCUGUGUGGUCAGCUUUAAAGCCACUGCUUUGAGAGAGACACAGCCACAGACCAUUUCUUGCAAUCAUAUAAGACAAGUAAGACACUUCGAUCUUAUUUUAUUCUUCUCAAGUUUAUAAAUGUGCUUCAAAAAAGGUCAGAUCAUGCUUUAACAAUGAUCAGUUCAUUAAAAUUCUAAUUAGCAGUCAUUUCAGGUAUAUUCAUAUCAGGAAAAUCAGGCUGCAUCCCAAAGAUGUCUUUGGCUUUUUAUUCCUUUCAGUUAGAAUAAGAGAAUGAUGAAAUAUGUCAUCUUUAUGUUUAUGUAUGAGUACAUGCAAUAUGGAAACAACAUGCAGAGGAAGUGUUUGAAUAUAAAUAUGAGAAGUGUUUGAUGAAUAUUCUGUGCCAAAUAUAUAUGUAUGCCUUUAUGAAUCCACCGUUACUGUUAUGCUGGAGUGACAUUUAUAAAGGUGCUCAGGUUACUGAUAGACUUCUGUGAUGUUCAUCUUUGUUGUUCUUUGACCUUCCAUUGUGUAAAUUCCCUCCAUGUGGGUAUACAUAUGUUCUUCACUUCCACUUAUCCUGCAUUUUAUCUGUAGGCAAUAUAGUGAGCUGUAUGUGUCUUAUCUCCAGCUCCCUGCUGAAUACCACAGUUGUAUUGCGUCUGCAUUAUUUCUGUAUUCUAUAUGCUCUUAUCACCAGAUGUGUAUCUUUUAUUUUCUCUCCCAGCAGAGGCUAGGGAUGGAACUGCCUUGGAUUUAGCUUAACAUUUAGGCUUUGUAUAGCCCCCCUUUUUUUUCAAGGGCGUUUGGACAGAUUAGUGCACACACUGCUUGGCUGUGAUAAUCCCUCAACCAAGUUCACAUUGUGGUUACUGUGCCUAUUGCCUUAUCUGAAACACUCUUAUAAUGAAAAGGGUUUUAAGCCCUAAAUAGGGAGGGUGCUGUAUUGUUACUUCUACUGCAUGAAAGAUGCAUCAGAAUUUCAUUUGUGAUUGUGAAACAUUUUCGUACCAAAUACUAUAUUUUUAAUUCUGUUUUUUUAAACCAUCAGCUAUGUUUUUUCAGAAAAUACUUGUAAUAGACUUGUGAAACCAAAGGUAAAUGCUGUCUGUAAAUAUUUUAAAGCUCCUGUGAGGAUUUUUAGCAUAAAGAUUGACUGCCUCUUUUCAAUUAGAAUGCUGCUGGUGCAGGAGAAAGUGAUGGCUUGCACACUGCUAAAGUGGUCUUUAUUUCCAUUUUUCCUUGCAUCCAUGAGUGAUGCAUUUGUCUUUACAAAUAAUCACAGGCCUCAUGUAGGAAGAAUUGUGCCACUUUUGCAGCCACUAUGUUUAAAUGAUUUCAAGAGGGCUUGCAAUCUGUAAAGAGAGUGAAGUAGGUAAACUGCUGAGUAGAAAGCAUCCUGAGUGCACCUGUUCCAUUUGCAUGUAUUUAAAUUAGGAAAUAUUCUAAAGAUUGGGGCAAAAUUUGCCUCUUCCCUUGCAAAUAAACCUCUUUGCAUAUACUGCCUAACUUAGAAACAUCAGCACAGAUUUAUGGUGCUUCAAUGGUGCUGUUCAACACCAUUGAGACCUAUGUGUUAAAAACUGGCACGAUCUCUCUCUUUCACUCUGUUUGCUCAUCAGCCACUGCCAUUAAAAAUGAGCUUAAAGUGUUAGUUCAGGUAGGCCACAGAGUCAAGCGCUGCCAUAUAAUUGAGAUCAGCUGGGCCCUCAUUAGUAGAGUCCUAAGCGCGCUGUCGGCUAAUUGCAAUCAUGCUGCCAUUUUUAAACUGCGCUAGCCUGGCUAAGCUUUGCUGCUCCCUCUCCAAGCUGUUUGCAACCCUCCUCCACCCCAGCUUCUCCUUUAUCCUGCUUCUGACUUAAUCAGUGUCAUUCUGUUGUCACUGUUGCCUGCUCUGCUCUGGGAGUUUUUGCUUCUUCUCUCCCUGCCUCAGGCUUUCCUUGUAGGCAAAGGAAAGGCAAGAUUGUGUGCUGUUCUUGCUUGAUGGUUUCCAUGUAGGCUUGUGAAAGGGCAGGGGGAUCCUAGAACAGCCACACCACCAAAUAUAAAUAGCAGCAAUGAGAGCAAAAUUUAAACCUGCUUAUAAAGACAAAGAUCGUAACUGCAAAUCGUGUGACAAAGUGGUCCUGACUGAACUACCAUUAGUUCAAUUUGGAAUUUAAAUCAAAUCGGUCUCUUUAAAGGCUUUUAUUAUCAUCCAGAGUAGCAUUAUCAGGUUGUGGUGCAGGUGCUGAAAAGUACGGUACAUCAUAGUUCCCUGACUUUCAGCACCAUGGACAGCUCCAAAUUUUUAGCCACAUAUACAGUAGAUUCAGUUGAUUAUCAGCUUUUGAUGUAAGAAGGGCUGACACACUCCAGGUGAUUGGUCAAAUAGUUGGUCAAUGAGCUCUUAUCCCGCCAAAAUCUCAUUAUUCUUACAAUCACACAGAGUGGAGGGCCACUGGAGAAGGAGUUAGAGAGAGAGGAGCACACACCACUAUACCAUACAAUAUGAUAACAUUUAUCGUCCCCCUUGGGGAAAAUUUAUCUUGGGCUUAAAGUGCUGCAAAAAUACAACUGCCACCAUAGUGACAAAUAUGAACAGCAGAAACAAUCCACACAUGAGCAUUCAAUUCACAUGUACACUAAGUCAGACAGUAAUAUUUCACAUUACCAACAGUGCACAUGAUUUGAACAGAGAGACCAGAAGAGAGAGACAGCGAUGCCUCCUGCUGCCUAAAAACUCUUCAUUACGUUCCUACCUGCAGACUUAUGUUCAGUUCACCUCUGAAUGUGGACAGUGAUUAUACAAUAUUACACAACAUGGGCUGGAAUAAAUAGACUCUGUUAACGGUUAUCUUUAUAAAACAGGACAAAAACAAUCAUCUGAAUUUAUAUUGUAUGUUAUUUUAAAUGCUGUGACCAUGGAAACCAUAUGAAGCAGGUGCUUGUGGUGGUUUCUGAUUCAGUUUCUGUACAACAGAAUGAGGUUUAAAAAAUUAUGCUGCAAAAUAUUAUGUCUAUUUUUAAGAUGACUAACACUAUGGAGGUUGCACUGAGGACUCUUCUCUGACUAGGUUGCUUGAGGGAUAGCAUGCAGUUUUUCUUCUAAAUGAUAAAUUGGUUGGUGUGUAGCACAUCCAUGUUGGUCUUUGCUUUAAUUAUCAAGGUGCUGAUGUGCAUUUGUUUUGCUGUUUUAGCAAUAUAUUAUAAAGUUGUGAUAUAUUUUGAGCACCAACAAGCAUAAGACCGAGUUUGCACCCAAAUACAGUCUCCUUCUGUUGUGUGAGAUUUCUUGACUGUCAUUAAGAAAUCACUGCUUCUAGUCAGCAAGACUAUGACUCUGUCUUUGUCAUGCCUACUGUGAUCUCUGCACAAUGGCUAGUUGCAGUCACUGGUGUAUGAUCAUUUGCAUCAAAGAUUUUCAACAUGUUAGCACCAAAUUGUGCAAAUUCUUUUGUGGAUGAGGUACUAAAAACAGGUGCUAAUUCUGCACAGAUCAUGGUGCAGUUAGUGGGUGCCAUCUAUUCUCUGUGGAUCUGGCCUUACAUCUAAGACAUACACUGCAAAGAGAUUAGGGUUUUCUUUUUCUGCAGGAGGCACCGAAGGAAAACAAUUGAAAAGUUUCUCGCAGGAGCUUUAAAAGUCUACAAGUACAAAAAAUGUGAUAUCACAUAUGAAAGUAUCUGUGAAGGCACAAAACCUCUGAAUGUUACUGCCAAAGUGUUUUCCCCUCUGAUGACAACUGUAGUAUGUGAAAUAUUGAUCAUGUUAUUUUCUCACACAUAAAGUAUUUAUA
This is a messenger RNA of Cheilinus undulatus (humphead wrasse), 8800 nucleotides long. RefSeq names its product solute carrier family 66 member 2. Lineage: Eukaryota; Metazoa; Chordata; Actinopteri; Labriformes; Labridae. Gene Ontology annotation, biological process: phospholipid translocation; retrograde transport, endosome to Golgi. Gene Ontology annotation, cellular component: trans-Golgi network; endosome. The coding region runs from base 165 to 899 and encodes 244 amino acids. The record is from RefSeq and is a predicted model, not a curated record. The transcript is spliced from 5 exons.